Messenger RNA from Erpetoichthys calabaricus (reedfish), 2696 nucleotides. RefSeq lists its product as uncharacterized. The record is from RefSeq and is a predicted model, not a curated record. Bases 205 to 1329 code for a protein of 374 amino acids. NCBI's taxonomy places the organism in Eukaryota, Metazoa, Chordata, Cladistia, Polypteriformes, Polypteridae. The transcript is spliced from 5 exons.
UCCGGUUUGAGUCUCACUACUCCCUCAGAUCCAGUUUUCGGACGGGUAGGCGGCGAUGUGACAUUCAACUUUUCACUUAAUCCUUCAAAUGUCGUGUUACAGGCUGUGGCCUGGAGGUUAAACAAUACUAACAAUGUAGUGAUUUGGACGGGUGGUGCAGUUUCAUACGGAGUGGGAUAUGAAGGGAGAGCCGAUCUGAGCACAAUGACGGGAUCUCUGUCGCUCUUCAGACUGACUCUACGGGACUCGGGACAGUACAGCGUGAGCAUCAUAACUGCUGGGGGAGAGACUGUGAGUGGAAGCGUAACACUUAAUGUGUUAGACUGCUGUGCAAAGGUGAGCCUCAUUACUCCACAGUAUCCAGUUAAUGCCACAGUGGGUGGAGAGGCCACUUUUGAUAUGUCUAUUGAUCCCCCAAGUGAACAGGCGCAAACUGGAGUCUGGAAAUUUGGUCCAAGAAUUGUUGUAACUUGGAUAGGCACAAAUAUUGUUUAUGUAGAAGAAUAUAAUGGAAGAGUUGAGCUGAUCCCUGCCACCGGCACUCUGAAGUUUAAUAAAGUGUUGGCUAGUGACUCAGGAGAGUACAAAGUGACAAUUACAACGGAGGAAUCAUUUGCCAAUCUAAAUGGAAAAGUUGAGCUGAAUGUGUAUGACUCUUGUUCAGCGGUAAGCCUUAUAACUCAGACUCCAGUUAUCGGAAAAGUGGAUAGAGAGGUCACGUUUAAUGUGUCAAUUGAACCAUCAAGUGAACAGGCAAAUAUUGGAAUGUGGACAUUUGGUUCCAAAACUGUUGUUAACUGGAUAGGCACAGCAAUAAAUUAUGGAGAGGACUAUAAAGGAAGAGUCGAGCUGUCACCCGCCACUGGAACGCUGAAGUUUAACAAACUGUUUGCUAAAGACGCAGGAGAAUACAAAGUGGUGGUUACAACAGAACCGUCCUCCAUCAGUGUAAAUGGGGAAGUGGAGCUGAAAGUUGACAUCUGUCCUUCAGUUGUGAGUCUCAUAACUCCUCAGAAUACCUUUAUUGGACAAGUAGGUGGAGUGGUCACAUUUAAUGUGUCACUUGAUCCACCAAGUGAACAGGCAAAUAUUGGAAUGUGGGCAGUUGGUUCCAAAGUUGUUGUAAACUGGAUAGGCAUAACAAUAAAUUAUGGAGAAGACUAUGAAGGAAGAGUUGAACUGACUCCAACCACUGGGACUCUGAAGUUUAAUAAACUGUUUGCUAAUGACUCAGGAGAGUACAUACUUUUAGUUUCAGUGGAACCAUCUUUCUUCAGUCUAAAUGGAAAAGUUAAGCUGAAAGUGCAUAAUGAAAUAUCCAGUGACUGAAGACCACCAAUGAAGAUGCCAUCAGCAAUUCUCCUAUUUUCCUUCUGAUUCUUGUCAAUCAAGUUGCCAGUGUCCUAAUUACCCUGAUCUUCAUCAAGCAAUGCACUUACAUUAAACUAGAACAGAAUGUCAACAUGGGCCAUAUUCAUAAUAGUAAACUGUUAUACAAAAGGGGAUAGCAACUCCUCUUUUUGAAAAAUAUUGUGCAAACAUUUGUUACAAUGAUAAUCAUGCAAUUGUCAUUACCGUAUCAAGGAGGGAUUUGAUAUUAGAGCUACAUCUUAGUUGGAUGUACAUUGGGUUGGAAUAGGACUACUUAAUAAGGUUAAUGUAAAUUAAAUUGUAUUUAAAAGAUACACAAUAAGCACAAACAGUGUUGUUAAUGUGUGCUUUUCCCAAGUAAUGUCCAAUUCAAGUUUUAUUUGGAAAAGAAAUGUGGAUGACAGCCUUUAUCGUUCCAUUCCAUUUUGUUACUGUUUAAUCAUUUGUUGUGAACCCAAGUCAACUUAGCAAACCUGUCCAAUAACAAUCCUAAGUCCAAGUAAUUUCAUGGUAUGCACUAAUAACUGAAAUGUUAAUAUGGAAUUUUUGCAGAUUGUAUAUAAUACAUCUCAACUUGUCUUCAUGUGGUACCGAUGGCUUAGGCAUGAAAUCUGAUUAUUAAUGAUCUUAGGGUUGAUCUCAUGUUUCAUAAGUGUGUCUCAUUGAAAUGGACACUAUAAACAAGAAUGUCUGAAAAUGUAUAGCUGUAUUUAAUUUAAUAGGAACUCAAAUUGACUUACCUGAUGUAUUCCUUUACCUUGUUUUCACCAGCUCAUUUCUGAACCCAGUUCCUUUUUAUUACUUGUGGAAAAAAAAUUGAGGAUAUGUAAUUUACAAUAGCAAAUGUAUAACUUUAGGUUUCAAGAAGCUAGCAAAACUCAUAAAUCAAGGAGAUAUAAGGUAAAAGGUAAUUUUUGAAUUCCCUCAUCACAGUUCUUUAAAAAGUAGAAAAUAUUAUUUAAAUGACUUCUUUAUCUCCAAAAGUGUCAACUCUUAAAAUAUUUUAGCUGUUAUUAAAGAGAAUAUAAGUAGUAUUUCUUGGCUUUAUCAACUGUUGACAUAGUGCUCGUUAGAUUAACUUUAUCAAAACUAGCAGAAGACAACAAUUUAUUGAAAUCUCAAGCAAGGAGUGAAAUUUGGUUAUUCGGUGCCUUUGUUUUUUCAUCAAUCUAUGCAAAACAUGCUAUAAUUAAUUUUAAAAGCGUACAUCUCAUGCACCUCUCCACAGUAACUUAAUCUAAAAUAUAUUAAGAGUUGGACCCCAAUUGUCCAAUUGUGAAAAAUACCAUGUAGUUAUGGCAUUCCUUGGUUAUAUGUUUAAGGAC